This is a messenger RNA of Drosophila navojoa, 876 nucleotides long. RefSeq lists its product as uncharacterized. The record is from RefSeq and is a predicted model, not a curated record. Lineage: Eukaryota; Metazoa; Arthropoda; Insecta; Diptera; Drosophilidae.
UUGUCAAUGAAGAGAAGAAGACAACAACCACAGCAACAACAACCACAACAACAAGGAGCAGCGCACACAAGCUUAGCCCAGCCUCCGUGCAGAAUGCUCCCAGAAGCCAGGCUAAGCCAGGCCUGAACUCGCGCAGCUCCCAGCUGGCAGGCAAAUCGGAUGGCAGCACUGCAUCAGCCGUGGGCACUCGCAAGACGAAGACCUUCAAGCAUCAGGAUAACAUAUCGUCCAGAAUGCGGAUUAUUGCCGGCGCAUUGCCACGAGCGACGCAGUGGCACAAUAAUCGCAUUUAUCGGCCGUCGUCCUCGAAGAUCUUCGACUAUGAUCUGUCCAAGCAGGAGGCGCGCUUCUUUGGCCAAUUCCGUACGCCGAUGAAAUCUGUGCCGGCCGAUGAACUGCAGCUGCUCAGGUCUGGCAAUCGUUCGUCCUAUUUGGAGACGCGCUACGGCCAUACGCCGGAUGUCAAGUACAACUAUCCGGAGGCAACCAGCUGGCGAUAUGGCUGGUUCCAUCAGGUCAAUGCCACAGCCAAAUAGAAGGAGAGACUGAUUCUUCCGCCCGCUCAUGCUAAGCUGAAUAGGAUAGGGACUAGCGAUCACACCCUCAGCUGGCAUUUCGUUUCCAUUGCACAGCCAGUCGAACUUAGAUGUACUUUUGAUUUUAUUAAUCCCCCUCUUUUUUUUUAUUCUCCUUUGGUGUUUUUUCUACUCUCCUUAUACCAUAUACCAUACAUCAUAACAGCCCAAAUUGAUGAAAGUGUAGCGAAAUGAAUUGCCUAGCUCUUCGCAUGUGUUGAAAUGAGUUGAGAUGAGAUCUUUAGCAUGUAAAUGUCAGUACAUCCCAUUAAAUAUACCAACACGAGUGUUUAACCUAUUG